Zychaea mexicana is the source of this 930-nucleotide messenger RNA. RefSeq lists its product as uncharacterized. NCBI's taxonomy places the organism in Eukaryota, Fungi, Mucoromycota, Mucoromycetes, Mucorales, Lichtheimiaceae. The record is from RefSeq and is a predicted model, not a curated record. The transcript has 4 exons. The coding region runs from base 1 to 930 and encodes 309 amino acids.
AUGGUUGCUCCCGCCAAGCGAAACGACCAGGAAUUGUGGCGCUGGGACGGCCAGUUCUUGCGUAACAAGUCGAAUGAUUUAGUCCUCGAUAUUCGAAAAGGUAGCCGCCUUCGACUCAUCCAAGAGACCGAGAUCUGCUUAUACACACCCAAAUCCGAAAAAGAAGCGCAUAACCAGCUGUGGGGCGUACGAGACGGAGCACUUGACGCAUAUGGCCGACAACAGCCCGGCAGUAUGAUCCACUCGCUCAGCAACGAAGAUUGGGUCUUGGAUAUUCAGCACGCAACCCAUCCGGACGACAACGUUGCAGCAGGCAGCAAGCUUAUUCUCUUUCCGUUUCAGAACAUGGACAACGACAGCCAGCAAUGGAUCUUCAUCGACGAAAGCGACAGUGCGUUAUUAGACGAGCCACCGGCGCUCCAAGCAACUGCGAUGUUCAAGUCACCUUCUUCCUCUUCCACGAUGAAUCCGACUCCGUCGACGUCUUCCGCUUCCAGCUCGCCUGUGGUAGCCAAUAGCAACAACGAUUUGUCGGCCUCGGCAGAGUUAUUUGCGCACGGGCUCAGUCCGGCUAAGCGAGGAUCACAGAGCUCGGUUACAUUGAUAUCCAUCGAAGCUUACCGUGAAAAUCAUCAAAUGGUCUAUCUUGAACGGAACCCGCGUCUCAGCGACAAGGCGAUUGCCAUGGCAGCAGCUUACGAAACCUGGCAAAAGUGGAACCAAGAGCGAGUGAGCAGUCUUGACUAUCCGGACCGGCCGCAGUUCCAUGAAGUUGACAAGAUCCGCGCAUGUUUGCAGUCGACAGCGCAAUCAGAGGCAAGCCGCAUAUUUGAUCAGUGCGAUCAGCUGAGCAAUCACAAGGAAACCGCACUCUGUUUGGCAAAUCGUCUGGUCAUCCAGCUCUACGAACAAGUGCUGACGACGCCCUAA